Molecule: messenger RNA, 1389 nt
Organism: Haliotis rubra (blacklip abalone)
Lineage: Eukaryota; Metazoa; Mollusca; Gastropoda; Lepetellida; Haliotidae
Product: interaptin-like
Exons: 21
Coding region: 414-1289 (291 amino acids)
Source: RefSeq, a predicted model, not a curated record
AAUGCGCAUCGUGCUACUGUGUAGUGUCAGGGUCCACUAACUCCAGCCUGGCGGUGUCGUUGUCGUCUCUGUGCACUCCCGGUUAGGUGACUGUCUCAACCUUCUUAUAGAACACGGAAAGGGACGGGUUUUACCGAAUGAGUCUGAAGGCUGUAAUGGUGUUGCAUUGUGUUGGGGGAUUAGCUCUGCACACCACUGUUUGUCUAUACCAACUCCGUCCCACACCCGUCUAACUUCGUUCAACACCCGUCUAACUCCGUGUACCACCGUCUAACUUCGUUCAGUAUACAGCAGUGUGUUGCUGUUGUGUGGCAAGGUCAACUUUGUGCAGUGUUUUACUGAGGCCUUCUUUGCCGCUGCACAUUAGACCUGUGUUUGUGUGGCGUUCUGAUCUCGGAGAAGAUACCUGAAAUAUGGGAGGUCUAUACAGUUAUUUGUUCGGCAGACAAGAAGGGAGAUGUGAAUCCAGACACCAAACUGUCACCGUGACAGGGGUGGGCGGAGAAGACACUGAAGCAAAUACGGUGUACGCCACAGGAAUUCACAAUGAAACCAUCAUCAACCCAGACACGGAGGCAGCUUUAGAAGAGAAGCUCAGCACUUUAGGAAACAAAAUACAGAACCAUCAACGCCAACUGAAUGAAAGGGAUUCACAGAUAAAGAAACUGGAAAAUGACAUCACCCAGCAGCAAGAUAAGGCAAAAUCGAAGGACACGGAAAACAUCCAAGAUCAGAUUGGUCAACUGCAUGAAAAAGUCAAUAUGCACAGAUCUGAAAUCGCAAGGUUGGAGAACGAAGUGUUACCAGACCUAAUGGCCCAGGGAGACGAAGCCAAAGAGCAGCUUGAAAAGCAUGAACAAAAUGCCCAAGGUAAAAUGGAGGAAGUUGCAGUCCUGAAUGAAAAGAUGCAGAAACUGGCAGACAAACUAGAAGCGUGUGGCAGAGACGUCGCACGUAAACGUGCGAAAGUAGAAGAUCUAUGCAGGGAGAUUGGGAAGUUGGAAGAAGACUUCAAGAAAAUAAAAUCAGAUCAAAAGACACAAAGGACAGUUGUUCAAGAAAUGACGACUGAAAUGAAGACUAUUAAAGCUGCACAAGCGAAACAAACGAAAGAAACUCAAAACCUGCCAGAUGAAAUGAGGGAGCAACGUAAACUGAACCAACAAAUGGAGAAACAGCAUGAUGAAAAGUUGAGGAAAGUAAAAGACCAGCUGAAAGAAGAAAAGAUGGCAAGGGAAGCAGCAGAGAGAAAGAUAAAGAAACAAAAAAGCGUGAUGCGGGCCAUAUGAAAACCAGCCAAGUGACACAGAAAGACUCCAACUCCCGCCAUGUCGCCGCCCUCCUUGCUGCCUGCCGUGAUGGGGAACAUGGCCGAGGUGAAGCGUGUCC